This is a messenger RNA of Falco peregrinus (peregrine falcon), 2591 nucleotides long. It is a transcript of the gene NME5, whose product is annotated as NME/NM23 family member 5. Lineage: Eukaryota; Metazoa; Chordata; Aves; Falconiformes; Falconidae. The coding region runs from base 1 to 1338 and encodes 445 amino acids. Gene Ontology annotation, molecular function: nucleoside diphosphate kinase activity. The record is from RefSeq and is a predicted model, not a curated record. Gene Ontology annotation, biological process: negative regulation of oxidative stress-induced intrinsic apoptotic signaling pathway; UTP biosynthetic process; CTP biosynthetic process. The transcript is spliced from 7 exons.
AUGCGGUACCGAGUGCAUGGUAAAACCCAAAUAAAGCUUUUAUUGUUACGGAGAAAUGAGACUGUUGAUAGUUUUUCUCUCAGAUCACGCUGCGCUCUUACUCUCGUACCACACGGGGUGCCCCUAAGCAGGGGGCUGUGGCCUCCAGCUCUCCGCCCGGGACCCGCGGCUGGCCCGGCCGCCAGGCGCACUCCGAGGGCGGCGGCCUCGCUGCCAGCACAGCGCCGCUCCGCAGCCGCCAUCUUGGCUCCCCCCGCCCCGGCUCUGCGCGCAGCCGAGGGGCGCGGAGGCCAUCUUGUGGCCGCUCCGCCCGCGCAGCCGGGCCCGCCGUCGCCUAGCAACCGCAGCCAGCCGCGGCGGGGGCGGCCAGCCGAGCCCUUCUCCCGGUGGGCUGCGGGGAGAGGGAGCCGGUUCCUCGGGUCUCUGCCCGGCCCCGGGCCUCUCGGGCAGCCGGUGCCCGCGGCAGGGCGCUCUGCCCCGGGCCGGCGGGUGUGGGCACUCCCAGGCUGGUUCCUCGGCACAGGCAGCCCCGGCGGCCCUGUGCUCUGCUCUCCACCUUCCCUCCCCGACGGAGGCCGCAGCCUGGUCAAGUCUGAAAGCAAACGAGGAAUCCCAAAGGUACAGGUGCAGAAAAGAUCGUCCCGACCACGAAGGCAGAAACGGAAGCUCCAGUUAAGCCCAGAGCAAUGUAGCAACUUCUAUGCAGACCAAUAUGGAAAAGGUUUUUUUCCUAAUUUAACAGCCUAUAUGAGUUCUGGACCUUUAGUUGCUAUGAUUCUGGCCAGACACUGUGCAGUCUCAUACUGGAAGGAAUUGCUUGGACCAUCAAACAGUGUAACAGCUAGGAGAACUCACCCUCACAGCUUAAGAGCAAUCUAUGGGACAGAUGAUUUGAGGAACGCGCUUCACGGCAGUCUCAGCAUUUCCUCAGCAGAAAGAGAAAUUCGAUUCAUGUUUCCAGAAGUGAUCUUGGAGCCAAUUCCAACUGGACAAAGAGCUAGGGAUUACCUGAACCUUUAUGUGAAGCCUACGUUGCUAGCUGGGCUCACUGCACUGUGUAAAGAGAAGCCGGCAGACCCAAUGAUUUGGCUUGCUGACUGGUUGAUUGAACACAAUCCUAAUAAACCUAGGCUGCAACAUCAGGUGGCUGAGGAAGAGCAUCAGGGUCACAGGAAGGUGUGUAUUAGUCAAGGGCUAAUGCCGUCUUCCAGCAUUUGUCUGAAAGAAAGCUGCUCAACUGGAACAGCUCACCUUAAGGGUGUUUUCUGUGUCCUCCUGCUCUUAAAAGGGGAAGGUAGAAAGAGAGAAGAUGCCUUCAUCCCUCGGGUGCCAUCCUGACUCACUGUAUCUGUACACUGAGGACAAGUAUUGAUCCAGCAAAUAUCACAGUUGAGAUCCUGAGGAACUUGCAUUUAUAAGUGAGGUGUGGGCAGAAGAUCAGUCCUGGGAAUGUAAAAUGGACAGCCAGCCUGGUCCCCUGGGGGAGCUGUGACACCACAGGAGAGGCCGUUGGAGGACUUGCUGCUCACGCCUCUUUUGGUCUUUAGGCUUUUAUUUGGCCAAGAGUGAUACAGGCUUGGCCAGUGUUAUAAAUCCAUAUCACGAAACGUGUAGUUUUGGAAAAAACAGAUGAACUGAAAGAUGUCUUAGUAUUUGGUGUCAGCAAGGUAAGCUGUUCUCUGUGGGAGCAAGUGACGUGUCUUUUCACUCUGUCGAGUCAAAAUAAUUACCUUGCCUAUUGAGUUUUAUUGGGUAUUUUUAACUUUGAGGGAGUUCAUUUUAGUUUUACUGCCCAAGUACUGGAAUAGAGCUAUGUCCAUAAAACCAGCAGUUCAGUCUGUUUCCCAUAAUUCCGUUUUUUUAACAGACUUUCUCCUGGAACUUUGCUUAUCAUAUGCUUGCUAUCACCUGCACUGGAAGUUAUUCUUGGAAUUAUACAGAUCGAAGUCUGAAGUAUAUGAUUGUUCAGCCUUCCUGUCUCAUAAGGAAUUUAUUAUCUUUAAGAGCAGUUAAAAUGCCAGGAACUUUGAACAUACUUUAAAGAUGGCAGAAACCUCAGUCACAGCCAGUUUCCCAAUGUCUACAUAAGUCAGAGCAUUCCAGCAUGCUGAGCUUCAGAAAUGAGUCACUACUGAGAGCUUAGGACUUAUAUUCAGCAACUUUUAAGAAAAAAACCCAAAACCUGUUACAUGGAAAUUUGCAGACCCUCAUCUUUGUCAUGUGGGAAGAGGGGAUUUGUCUUCAUUCAAGCUGUUAAUUAUGACUGCCCUUUAAACAACAGUUGUCUAAGCAAAACUGAUACGUUGUUGAUAAACUGAUGGACGUUUCUCUCAUGGUGAUAUAUGAAGCGAAGGAGAGACUCAAACUCUUACUUUUUUCAGUGCCAUGUUAGAAUGAUGAAAGAUAUCAUCCCAAGAUGAUGAAGGAAGGGUCAUCAUUAAUUUUAAUUUGUCAGAGCAAUCAAAUCAAGAUAAUCUGUGUUAUGCUGGACAGAAAAUAUUGGGGGGUUUUGACACUACCCAACAACAGUGUAUCAUCUGAAAAUAGUGUUGCUUUUGAAUUUCCUUUAAAAAUAAAAAUCUGAAGAGGAA